This is a messenger RNA of Adineta ricciae, 1239 nucleotides long. The record is from the annotation of a GenBank genome assembly. Lineage: Eukaryota; Metazoa; Rotifera; Eurotatoria; Adinetida; Adinetidae.
AUGGCCUCGAGACGAAAUCGUGAUGUCAUUGAUCGUAUUCGUCGUAUGGAGCGUGGUCAUCUUUCAGAAGAACCACCACCGAGGGAAUCCACAACACAUGAACAAAAGAAAUAUUCAAUAUCGCAGUUGAUAUCAUAUGAGUCUGUGCCAGAGGCAACGAAAGAAUUCUUCGAUGAAUGCAAAGAAUAUUAUCAUCUUACACAAAAGCCGUUGAUAUCGGCUCCUGACGAAAUAUUUCGUAAUGAAAGCGAAUGUACAUCAUCUACAAUGACGAUAGGUGUCGAUAGAGAACCGGAGGAACUCGAUUUGGAUGGAUUUGUCGAAAGUAUUCAACGCAUUUGUAAUUUCAAAGAUGGUCAAAUUCAACCAGUAUCUAUCAAAGUGAAGCCACUACGAGUUGAACUCAAGUUAAACCAACGAGACCAAUCCUUUGCGAUGCCGACAGUCAAAAUAGUUUAUUCAAAAUUGACCGAUGAAACUUUAAAGGAAUUUUACAAGAUGCGUAUAUUUCUUCUUAUUUUGGGAUCAUGCAGGUCGCUGGAGAAGCAGCAAGAAGGUCGUAAAAAACUGAUGAUGGAUGCUCGAUAUAACCGUACCUACGGACCAAAUCACACUUUUUGGAAAGGACCACUUGAUGAUGGAAGGGACCGCGGAAUCGAUUUCAACACGAAAUUUAAAGGUUGGUGCAUUUGUUACCACGGUACUCAAUUCCAGCAUGGAUUAUCUAUUUUACUAAGUGGGCUGAUGCCUGCGAAAGAUGUCGCUCAUGGCCCUGGUAUUUAUACUAGUCCAUCGAUCAUUUAUACAAGUCAUCCAAGAUAUGCAGAAGUUAAAUAUAUCGAUUCGAAAACUAAAUUAGGUUUUCUCAAAUCUAAGCAUUAUAUUCAGUUCGUAUUGGAAUGUCGUGUACAUCCAAAAGACAUUAAAGUAGCGUGUGAAACUCUACUUUUGGGAGACGCUCAGGUUGAUACUAACAUAGAUAACUCGGCAAUUGAAUGGGUGGUUAAUAAUUAUGGAAAAAAAUUGGUGGAUUUUAAUGAUCCAGAAGCCUCUAUCGUUUGUACGGGUGUCAUGGUUCGUAUAACUGAUAGACAUCCGGCCUUGUUGCCGGAAUCUGGUUGGUGGUUUAAAGCAGGCGUACGAAAUAGCAGCGAUGGAUGGAAAGAGUUUUACCAAACACUCGAAUCCUUUGAGACCCAGAGACAAACUGGAGUGGCUUGCAGCAUAAUACUUGAAUAA